GCCAUCAAGCAAGUGGAAAAAAGGCCAGGAAAACAUCUCUAAGAGACACACAGACAAGCGCUGCAACAGCGACCCCCCGAGCGGAAAGAAAAACAGCCCAGUCCACAAUUGAUAAGUUUACCAUGAUGUCUGGCGACCGAGUAAAGAUAAAAGACCUGCUCAGUAGUCGUCUCACCGAAUGCGGCUGGCGAGACGAGGUGCGACUGCUAUGUCGCAGCAUCCUGCAGGAGAAGGGGGCCAUCAGUAGCUUCACCGUCGAGCAGCUGGUCACGGAGGUGACGCCCAGAGCCCGUUCCCUCGUCCCCGAUGCCGUUAAGAAGGAGCUCCUGAUCAAGAUUCGAACCAUUUUUAACGAAAACGAGGCUGAUGACAUCGAUCCCGAGGAGGCCUGACAUUUAGUGCUAGCAAUAUCCCGCACGCAAAUCCCUUAGACACUAUUUUCAAUUUUAGAAUUUUAUUUUGUAAUUUUAUACAAUAUAUAUAUUGAUUAUA
Messenger RNA from Drosophila miranda, 492 nucleotides. It is a transcript of the gene e(y)2, whose product is annotated as enhancer of yellow 2 transcription factor. The coding region runs from base 123 to 392 and encodes 89 amino acids. Lineage: Eukaryota; Metazoa; Arthropoda; Insecta; Diptera; Drosophilidae. Gene Ontology annotation, molecular function: chromatin binding; transcription coactivator activity. The transcript has 2 exons. Gene Ontology annotation, biological process: positive regulation of DNA-templated transcription; poly(A)+ mRNA export from nucleus; regulation of transcription by RNA polymerase II. The record is from RefSeq and is a predicted model, not a curated record. Gene Ontology annotation, cellular component: nuclear pore; DUBm complex; SAGA complex.